Chilo suppressalis (striped riceborer) is the source of this 6494-nucleotide messenger RNA. The record is from the annotation of a GenBank genome assembly. NCBI's taxonomy places the organism in Eukaryota, Metazoa, Arthropoda, Insecta, Lepidoptera, Crambidae.
AGUAACAAAAAUUAAAAUAAAAAAUCAAUCAAAAACAACAUUUUAGCAGCAAGCAAAGCAAUGCAAAACAAAGCGAAGCAAUUCAUUUCAGCCUAAAAAAUCAUUUAAAUUCAAAAUAUACAUGAUAGCAUAAGCAUAUAGCAAUAAGCAUAAGUUAUGUACUGUUAUUCAGAAACAGGACAUACUAGUGUCAAAAAGUAUAAGGCCAAAUCAUGCUACGGACAAUUUGCAUCAAUGCUGUGAAGCAGCUCCUCUCCGUCUUUAUUCCGCAAAAGAAAUCAAGGUACAUAUUACUUAGAAGUUACGCUAUAAUUGAUUGUUCAUUUAAUAGAUGCUUUUUAAGAUGUUUUCUAAAAGUGUUAAUAUGUUUUAGAUCGCGCACUGGAGGAAGGAGAACGUUCCAACACUGUGAAGCUGCAAACCUAAAGGAUCCGCGGAAUGCAGCAGUACGAUGCUUUGGUGUCACGAAAACGUACGAGCAUGAUCUGUUGGGAUACCUGUUAACAUCUCUAGCCCAAAUCAAUUUCUCAUAUAGGACAGGGGUCACAUGUGAACGUGGAGGGACAUGAAAACAAAAUCGCGCACAAGCAUUCUGCACCCGCUGUAUAAGUUUUGAAGUCUUAGACAUUAAACAGGGGCCAUAAACAGUGUCACAAUAAUUGAGCCUAGACAAAACCAAUGUGUCACAUAAUCUGACUCGCAACUUUUCACACAGGUUACUACGAGUCACAAUGGUGUGGCCGACGCCGACUGCAGAGGAGCGGGGUCAGGCCGGUAUGGACCCGGCGGGUUGGAGCACGACUGCAGCGGAGCGGGACCCGGUGCUACUGGGCCCGGCGGGCUAGAGCCCGAUGGGUUGGGGCUCGGCGGAUUUGAGGCCGGCGAGUUAGGGCCCGGCGGGACGAAUAAUGGCGGUGGGGCCGAGGUCAGAGGCCCGAAUGCACGCUCCAAGUCAACCUCGGAACGGAAGUGGAAGACGGGUGACCCCUGCACCCGGCGAGCGAAGACGCGGCCCUGUUUCGUCCAGGAAUACUUCCAGCCCAGCCUGCGACACUCCUCACGGACCCGGUGGAACAGCUGACGGUUAUGUCUAGUGAGCCGCUCAUUGACGUAGAUACGCCGACCACCAGCAUCAGUGACGGUGCGGCGCACCCGCGCGGCCGUCAGAAGCUCAUCGCGCAGGCCACGGCGCGCCAGUCGCACGACGAUGCGGCGCGCACGACCCGACUCGACAGUGGGAGCGCCCACGCGUUCGGCGAACACUAUAUCCCGGUCCUCCAAUUUAACAGACAGGCGCGCGGCAAGCGAGAUGACUGUAUGAGAUACAUUUUCCCCCUUCUCUUCAGCGACCUGGCCGAUGUCCAAAUCGGCCAUUAGAGCCUCGCGGUCACGCUCCGCCAACUCCGACUUCAACUGUGAUACAGUAUGUUCCAACUGUUGCUGGAUCUGUUGCACAGACUCAGGAGCGCCCGCCUGCUCACGGCGCUCAAGGGCUUCCAGCCUCUCAUUCACUGACUCGAUUUUACGUUCCGCCGCAUCGAAUCUUUGGUCCAUUUUAUCCAGUCUCGUCACAAAAGCUUCCCAGGAAUCACGCAGCAACGCCAUCUCCCGGCGGAACUCCCGCAUCUCCGUCACAGCCUCCAUAAAGAAACGCCGAAAUUCAUCGUCACUUUCUGUUACAAAAGCCACACCGGCGCCGGCAACAGCAGAGUCACCAUCACCAACAGAGGGCUCACUCGUGACCACCGCUGCAGGGGACGACGUCACGGCAGAUGGCGGACUACAUAGGCCUUUAACAGGCGUAUGCGUGUUAUCGCCUCUUUUAACGCUCUGUGUGCAAUCAGGGCAAACCCAGUCCUUGCGUAUUUGUGACUUCUCCGACAUCGCCAGACAAGCUCGGUGAUAUUUAUUCGGGCAGGUCGUGCAAGCAGCCGCACCACCCGACGAGAGAAACCUCCCACACGCAGCGCAGUGAAGCAUGAUGGUUCUUGUAGAUGUCAAAUCGUGAUUUUCGAUCCGUUUCCCGAUUCCGCCGCGAGAUGUCGAGUAUCAACACGGUACAAGCACGAUGGUUCUUGCAGAUGUCGAACCUAGCUUUUUAGCGUAGAUCCGCUUCCCAAUUCCGACGCGAGAUGUCGUGUAUCGGCACGGUAUUUACUCCUCUCUCCACUAGAUGUCGCAAAUUUUAAAUUGAUUAUAUGCUUAAUACAAUGUUUAUCAAAAGAUUUGUGCAUUUAUUAUUGAAGUAAAAUUGGAUAAAAUGUUUAUCACAUUCGACACUUAAAAGAAUCCCGCGACUAGUAACUUCAAUCAGUUUAUUCAAAAUUACCCCCUCACGAAAGAAAAAUUGUAAGAAUCAGCUGAUUUUAUUUUAUCAAUAAUUCAAGAAAAAAGACUCUUAUCGACUCGCCCACACGUACACAGAUUCUCAGAGGCACUAUUAUUUACAGUUACACAAUCACAACACGCAAACUUUAGACUGAGUAUUCAUUUAUUCGCAAUUACUUCGCACACUAUUAUGACAGCACCAAAGUUCCGUCGUCACUCCCUUAAAACGUAAAACUUUUCUUUAGAUUUUAACAUCUAGCAGUUAAAUGCUUAAAAAAUUAAAACAUAAUUAAAAUUGCUAUUUCUUCUUUCAAAUGUUUAAUUCAUUUGACAUUGUGGGUUACCUACAAUGCGAAGAGGUGGCGCUGCCUUGCAGCAUAAGGCUAGGAAAAUUUCGACACGGCCAUCAGGGCCGUGGUAGCAUAAUUGGUCAGUGCAUUCGCCCGGAUUGCGAAGGGUGCGGGUUCGAGUCCCGUCCGCUGCCUGGUCCUCGUGGAUUUUUUUCUAGUAAAACUUUUUUGUAAUAUUAGGUUUCUUAUGUUUUCUCGCACACCACUCAUUAUGUAAAACAAAGUUUCAACGGUAUAGUUGCACUGAUUUAUUUGUUGCUGACGAUCCUUUUCAGGCUGCGUCGACAAAGUAAAUAAAAUCAUAAUUCUGAAACUUCUAAAACUUGUUUGAUUAAAAGUUAUUAUUCUAAUUUAUUAAAAGGCCAGCAAAUUACUCCACUUCACCUGAUGUUAAGUCGGUUUGCAGUCCGCUCGGGGAGACAUCGAGUUCUUCACAAGCGCAAAUCAAUAGUCGACUUCUGAACUAUAACCCUUUAUAUUUUUAUAUUUAUAAGUACUAAUUUACUAUACCAGGUCACUCAGAAAGUUUUGCGAAAAAAAGUUUUUAUGUAUACUGGCCACUUGUAAUUAUUUUGAAAAGUUCGAUCAUUUAAAAGUAAAAAUACCACUGUUCGAUUUUCAAAUAUCCAUCCGCAUUUUUUCGAGAGCCAAUUAAAUUUUUCUUGUCUCAUCAAAUAAUGGAUCUGCAUCGAGAACAUUUUCGUGCUAUGAUUUUUUACGAUUCUAAAUGUGGAUUAAGACCUGAUGAGUCAUUUAAUCGAUUUCGAACUGCUUUUAUGGAUGAGGGACCUUCAUAAGCAACCAUCUACCGCUGGUGUAGCGAGUUCAAACGCGGUCAUCUUACUUUGGGGGAUGAACAAAGGAAUGGUCGUCCUACGACGGCUGUCACCGAAGAUAGUGUGCUGGCAGUAAAAAAAAUAAUUCAAGAAAACAGACGAAUUACGUACGAAGAGAUUCAGCAUACUCUACAGAUUGGUUCGAGAAGUGUUCACAUGAUUUUGCACGAGCACAAUUGCAUAAAGAGGAUAGUUUCCCGCCGGGUGCCGCACAACCUCACCGAAGCUCAGAAGCAGGCCCGUGUGGAUUGGUGCAGUGAUAUGAUAAAAACAUUUUAUGCAGGCUCGUCACGGCUAGGGUUACCAGAUGAUAAAAUCAAAAGUCCGGAGAAAAGGCUUGAUUUCCAUUGAAAAAUCCUGAGAUUUUUUACAGUUUGAGAAUUUUCUCUCAAACGUACUUAACAAUUUAAAAAAGUCGUAAUAUUAUCGUUUAUACUCUGCUUAUACUUUUUAUUCAAUAUAAUUUGAAGAGCUUAACAUAUAGGGUAUUAUCUGAAUCCAUAAUUAAAGAAAAAAAGCUUACUAAAAAUGUAUCUUCACAUAUUAAGUAUGAUAAAACUAAUUAAGAUUAACUUGGAUAAUAAAGUACUGAUUUUAAUUGUGCAAUUAUUACCAAAAGAUGAUUAUUAUUUUUAGUUUGUUUAACUUUUUAUUAAAGAGAUGUUUAAAACGUAAGCUGUAUUUUAUUGGAAAUUCAAAAAAUCCUGAGAUUUCAUGAGAUUUGCAAAAUCCAGUCGCAAUCCUGAGAUUAGCCCAAAAAUCCUGAAAUCUCAGGACAAAUCCUGAGAUAUGGUAACCCUAGUCACGGCGCGUUUAAGAUAUUGUGUCAGGUGACGAAUUCUGGAUUUAUCAAUACGAUCCAGAAACAAAGUGUCAGUCGACAGUUUGGCUGUUUCAAAAUGAAUCAACGCCUACGAAAGUGAAGCGAUCCAGGAGAGCGCAGGCAAAAUUUUGAUCGCUUGUUUUUUCACUUUGACGGGGUACAUAAUUUCAAUUCCACUUCGAAAACAAAGCAGCAUCAACGUCGAAUGGUAUAGCACAAAAUGCAUGCCAGAAGUUUUUUCUGCAAUGAGCAACAAGUGACCUAACACCGGGCUCCGCGGGGUCCUUCUUCAACACGACAACGCGCCCGCGCACUCUGCGAUCAAAACGAAGGACUUCUUGGACUCCACACCAGUCAGUCUUGGGUCAACCUCCUUACAAUCUUGAUUUGGCUCUGUGUGACUUCUUUUUAUUCCCUAAAAUAAAAAAUCAGCUCAAAGGGAUACAGUUUUCAUCGCCGGAAGAAGCGCUAGCAGCGUUUGAGAAGGCCGUGGAAGAGGUGUCUGCGGAGGACUGGAAUAAAUGAUUUGAAAAUUGGUUCAGCUGCAUGAAACUUUGUAUAGAGGAUGGUGCAGACUUCAUUGAAAAGAUUUAAUAAAAAUAUUUAUUUCAUAAAAGUUAGUUUUUUAGUUUCUCAAAACUUUCUGAGUGUCCCACAUAUUAAUUUCCUAAAGUAAAUGUGCACAAUUCGGAUAACAUGUACAAUAAUCUGGAAAAAUUACGUAACUACAAAUACCACAAUACUUUGUUGUAAACAUAAACAUCCUAAAAAAAUAUUUGCUUUAUUUGCAGACGAAAUCGGUGGGGACAGCGAGCUAGUUUUAGAAGAUGUGACGGCAGAGGGGUUCGAAUCUGCCGAUUUUGCCGAAGGGUUGACCGAAGAACGAGCGAGAUCCGCGCUGUACGCCGCGGCCAGGUUGCACGCCCUCUCCCUGGCCCUCCGAGAGCAAGAAGGGCCGCUCGAUCAAAGAUUCGACUUCUUAUUUCCCUGCGAGAGAGCCGCAGCGGGAUACCUGCGUCUCGUGAGACGGGGACUGCCGCAACUGGAGGCAUUCCUGCGAGGGCGAUCGGACUGCGUCGAGGAGGCGGCGGCGGUGUCCGCAUUAGUAGCGAGGGCGCCCUCUCUGCUCGGCACUCUGCUGAGGCCGGCCGAGCCCGCCCCGCUCGCUCACGCAGAUUUCUGGAGCGGGAACCUCCUGUUCAGAGAGAAGGAAGGGAAAAGCGAAUGCAUAGCUUUAGACUGGCAAAUGGUGUCUCUCGGGAGGCCGAUGGACGACGUCGCGUUGCUGCUGCUGUCUUCGCUGACGCCGGAGAUGAGAAGGGCAGUCGGGGAUUCGUUAAUCGAGGAGUACGGGGAUCGUUUGGAGGCGGAAUGCUUGCGGUUGGGGGCGGCGGGUGCGGGGGCUGCGGUGCGACGGGGUCUGCGGCCCGACUGGCCGCGCGCCGCGUUGCGGGCCUUACUGCUGUGCGCCGGCAGCGUCGACGUGGCAUUAGGCGAGCCGCGCGCUGAACGGAGGCUGCUCGAGGCAGUCCGCGACCUGCACGGGCAGGGCGUGCUGGCACUCAAACCCGAUACCGAGACAUGAGGCUCGUGUACCACUCGCGUGUGCCAAGUGCCGGGCCUGAGCGUCUAGUAGGAGUUUUGAUAGAUUUAUAAAAGCUCCGUUCUCCGUAUUUUGGCAACGGUGCUGUAGUUACCGCUAGAGACGCUGUGUGGAUUAUAUGGCAUAAACGGGGCGAUCAUGUCACCUAAUGCUGCCAUGACUCUUACUAGAUACAGCGAAUAAUAUAAUGCGAAUAAUCGUUAGUCGUACAUAAAAGUAACGAAAGGCAGCCCAGUUACAUUCGUAGUGUUAUAUUAAUUUCCCGAUAUUGUAAGCGCAUUUUUUUUGUCGUCGUCUUUUGAUAACAAAGUAUGGACUUGUUGGGGACGGCCGCUCGUCCCGAUCGUUUGCGGUGCGCAGCCUAACCGAAGACUGAAUUUACGGUAUUUGUACAACGUUCAAAAUAUGUGCGGGUGUGGUUGUUUGUGCCUGCCUUUCGGUAGGCCAGUAGAUAAUUUAUUGCUCAUCGUAUCAAAUGCUAGAGGUUCAUUGCGGUCUAUUGACAAAUUUAAAUAAGUAUUAUUUCAUCAAUAAAUAUUAUGGUAAUAUGUUGU